CGCCACCCGGGGGGUGCCGCGGCGCCAGUGGUCGACGAGGACGCGGCGGCCACCUGACCUUGCCAGCGGUGUGAGUGGUGAACCCAGGAGCCGAGCCAGUAGUGGGCAGCAUCUCCGCCCGCACACACGCACGCGCGGCGCAUCUCCUCAACACUGAGCACGUCAUAAGCACCAGUGCAGCCUGAUGUUCUGCACCUCAGCACUUUCAUGCAGCCCAUGACUCUCCGUAGUAGCGGUGGGGACAACAGCAACGACGCAGCACAUUAGUGAGCAUUAUUAGCACCGUCAGCAGUACCACAAACACCUACAUCAGUAAUAAUAGCUGAAGCAGCAGAGACGGCACCGUAAGAGACGAGUGUAGGAUGCAGGGGAGACCGUGCUGGCGAGCUGGCGCCAUGGGCGUCUGGCUGCUGGUGCUGCUGCUGCUGAACCUGCGUAAGGCAGAGGGCGUAAGGAGCAUGGUGAGAGGAAGCCAUGCCCGCGAUCUCUCCCUCGGCAGCAACACCUUCCAGAAUCUGCAGACUCUGUGGGAAAAAGACAGCCAGGAGGAGGAGCGCCCCCACGUGCUCGAUCCUCGCAAGACCUGGGAUUUCUUCCUUCGCAACUCUGAGGCACAUAGGGUCAGAUCACGGAAGAAUCGCAUGAGAAACCGCAAGAAUCGCAUUCCCAUGCCAAAGGAAGGCCCUCCCGGACCCCCAGGUCGCCGAGGACCCGUGGGGCCCCCAGGAGCCCCGGGGGGUCCCCUCACCACGCAGGAGAUGGAAGAGUACAUCAAGGAUUUUUUGAGAGACUACUUGAGUCAAAACAACACUCUGCCAAACGCAACGAGUCUGGAGUCAGGCGAGAACCAGAGAUCGACCCGGGCUGGUCGGGGUCGCGUAAAGGCUGCCUUCACCGCCAUCCUGCCGCGCCCCCUCGUCCUCAACCCCUCUGGACUCUCAAUCGUCGACUCAUUCACCAUUACGUUCUCCCCGGGGGUGUUCGAGCGGCGGAUGAUCCUGCAGCACGGCGGGUUCUCGGCGAUCAAGCGCGGCAUCUACCAGGUGGCCGCCUCCCUGGUGCUGCACCCCUACGGCCGCCCCAACAGUCCACCGCUCGAGCCGCCGCAAGACAUUAGCGUCUAUCUCUGCAUUACCACAUGUGCCAGAGACAGGCGCCGGCUGGAGUGGUCGGGAGGCAUGGGCGAGGGGUCGGUCACGGCGGUGCUGGUGGGCCACGUCAUGCUAAUGAGAGGUGACACACUCCUUGUCGCCGUCGACAAUCCCACAAAGCGACCUCUGCAGGUGAGAACAGGAUCAAGCUUCUCGGCCGCGCUCAUCGGAACCUAAACACCUGUACCAGGAAGUUUUGCGCCGAGUUCCGCACCCAGAGGGCAACGAACUGGGUGCGUCAGAUGAAGUGUUCCUUGAGUGAACAAGUGAAAACAAAAACCAAGAUAAUGCUAGUGAGGUGUGUUACAGAAAGUGUUUCUAUCAGCGGCAGCAUGUGAUGUAAAGACAUGGACCACACUGGGUAUGUGAAAAGAGGCGCGGCAGAUUGCCAUGUCUUGAGAAGCUCACACGCUGCGGGUGUGUGAGCUGCAAGUGACUACAAGACGGCCGCGUGCUGAUGUGGCGCCCUUGAAGAAAAAAGACUGACGCUAUUAUACGUACUGAGGACCUUUAGAGGCCGCAUGCCAUAUCUGGCAGUUAUAAUUAAAACGUGGUUUAAAAGCUUUACGUAGAUGACAUGGAAUUAAACAAAACAAAAAAAUAUGUAUUUAUUUUGACGUGUGUUUGUGAGUAGCCCAGCAGUUGUCCCUGAGUGGGAUGAGUUUUUUGUGUGUUAGUGACAGUUUGGGUUAUUGUAACAUUCACGCUCGGAUAAAUCUCUCUCUCUCUCUCUCUCUCUCUCUCUCUCUCUCUCUCUUUGCGUGGUUGUGAGACUUGCCCUGCAGCCCCUGACUGUCUCCCUCUCCCUCUCCAUCUCCCAGUCCCAGGAUCUGCGCGCGGGUCACAGCCUCAUGAUCUUUAGGGAGCGUGAAGGGCGUGAAUUUCUGCACAGAAGGCUAUUGUUAGCUCAGUGUUAGAGAAUGUUUUGUUGAAUGAGGCUCUAGGUAUUUGUUUUUGUCGUCAUGUGACACUCUCUCUCUCUCUCUCUCUCUCUCUCUCUCUCUCUCUCUCUCUCUCUCUCUCUCUCUCUUUAUUUCUUUAUGCAGUAUUUAUGGUGCUUUCGUCCCUGCGCCCUGUACAAAGCUGCUUACAGUAUACCCUGUCAGAGGAUGUUCAUUAGUUAUACUCGCGUAAAUCAAGACCAUGGAUUAGGACGAACGAUGCUCCUCGACAGACGCACUUCUUUUAGGUGUUUCACGUACAUUCCAGAGACGUAGGCAGUAUGCUGGAACAUUGUACUCAAACCCUGUCUCUAUAAUCCUUGAUCCUUCCCAUUUUCCUCUUCCUCCUCCUAUAAUGUACGUAUUUUAGCACGUUCAUGUAAAUAUUUGAAAGCGUUGAUCCCUGUGACAGUAUCUUCCUUCCCUGUACGUGUUCUUCAUUCAAUAGUCGUGAAGUUGUCUAUAUAAUAAAUGCGAAGUACAAUAGUUAUUAUUUGUGCCAA
Molecule: messenger RNA, 2595 nt
Organism: Portunus trituberculatus (swimming crab)
Lineage: Eukaryota; Metazoa; Arthropoda; Malacostraca; Decapoda; Portunidae
Product: adipolin-like
Exons: 7
Coding region: 363-1328 (321 amino acids)
Source: RefSeq, a predicted model, not a curated record